UUUAAAUUUCCUUUUCCCGUCUCUGGUCUGGCUUUGUUUGACUUUUCCAGACGGAAUAUUGUAAACAAGAUGAGUACUCAUUCUGUUGGGGGCGAUUCUCCUGGAAGUCAGCAAAGGGGUGCUGUCCUGGGCUUGGAUCUUAAUAGGGCUCCACCUCGUGCUAAUCAUUUGCAAGAGGGACCUUCAGUUGUAUCAGAAUCUCGUGUAGUUCAAGCUGUCCAGCAACCACAGUUUAUGCAGCCUAUUGAUGUGGAGGCUACUGAUGAUGAUGUUAUUGAAUCUACACGAAGUGCUUUUGUUGAGGCUAGAAAUAAUUCGAGAAGAAAUCGUGGGAGGACUAUAAUUGAUGUGGAUUUAGAUCAUGUAAGUCAGGUGACUGAAAUUUCUCCCAACGACUGCAGAGGAGAUUCUCUGUGCCAAACAGUUCCUAAUUGUGAUGUAUAUAUAAACUUGGAAGGAAGUAGCAGUUCUGAGAGGGAGGAAAAUAUAAAGUCAACUGAACCUCCAAAGGAGCCUGUCUUUCAUUGCCCAAUAUGUACAAAACCAUUUGUGGAAGAAGUGUUGACAAGGUGUGGUCAUAUAUUUUGUAAGAGAUGCAUUAAGGAUACUUUAAAAGCACAAGGCAAAUGCCCUACAUGUGAGCAGAAGGUUACUGCAAAAGGGCUCAUAAGGGUGUUUCUACCAUCAACUGGCUCUCCUUAAAAUUAAAUUGAGUUUAAAAUCACCAAAAUUCGAACUUUUGAUACUGGCAGUUGGAACCCCAGUUGUUUCUUUGGGUAACAAGCUAUAUAUUAUAUGAUACUUCUGAAUAACUUGGGCUGGAGAUGGGUUUGGACACAACUAUUUACUUCCUUCAUGUUUCUUUAGCCCCAAAUAGAAUAUGUUGGCCUAAUUUUAAAUUCGGAUUCUUAAAAGAUUAUUUUUGCUCUUGGGUUUUCAGCCCAAGGAAAAAAUCUCUCAUAAAAUGGGCCAGUUCUUAUUUUCCACAAAUUAUUUAGCUUGUAAAAUUCCGAACUUCUACACAAUUGUAUUCUUAUUUAGCAUGUCAUAUGACAAAGUUGGGGAAGAAAAAAAAAUCAACACAGAACUGUGCAGUUUGGACCAUAAAAUCUCGGAAGAGAAAUUGGCUAAUGAUUUUAAGGUAAAAUUGUAACGACUGUACUACUGGCGUGCUCUGGACUGUAGCCCUCAUUUUGCUAUUAUUCUGUUGUAUUUAUCUGUGCAUCAAAUCGCUCAAGAAAGCUCAGUUCGAACAAAUACUGCAUGAUGGUGAAAAUGUGAACAUGAGAACUAAGAAAAAUAACUUUUAAUAUAAUCAAUCAAUUGUAUAUUGGGACAAAACAUGUGCUGGUUUCGCAAAUCCUCAUAAUUACUAGACCAAAAAAAGGCUUUUCUUCUAUAGUCACUUAACAUGAGUUAUUGAUGAUAUGAUUUUCUUAUGUUUUGUCACAAAAUAAGAUUCAUUCCAAAGAAGACAUGAUAAGCUCUUGCAUAUAACUGAUUCGCAUUGGAGAGCUUUUGAUGAAUUAUUACUGAGGUAAAUAUGUGUCCUACUUCAGUUAUUUCUGACUUUCUGCCUCUUAUUACAUGGAAACAAGGAUUUUUUGCCUGAUAAAGGAAAUCCUCAGAAUAAAGCAAAGCAUAGCUGUUUGGUACAUGGGAAAUUUAAAUUUAAAUUUUGAUAUCUUGAAUGCUAUUAAUGACAUGAUUAAAUAUAAGAUAUAUAUACAAAUUUAAAACUAAUGCGCCCUAUAUGUUCUCUAAAUAAGGAUGGUAGUUUUUUUUUUUUUUUGGUGGAAGGAUGGUAGUUCUUUUAUAUCCUCUUCUGUUAACCUUUUUGAUGCUUUAGACUUAUUACACAACCAUAUGCUUUUGUGUUUCUCUGUGAUCUUUCAUAACAGGACUCUUCAACUGCAGUAUGUUUUCAGUGAAUGCUGCUCUGAUUUUUCUUAAGACUUCUAGAAGGAAGAGGAAGUAGACCAAAGCAUAGUUAAAAGAUAAGCUUUAAUUUUAGCAAGUUUGAGGGCAAAAGUAAUUGAUUUCCACUUUCCAGGCACAAAGUUAUGGCUUCUUGGAAGAACAAUAAGCUUCUUUUUCAUAGAGUCUACGUGCAUUUGAGUUCAGUAUAUUUUGUUUAAGAAUUUUCUUAGCAUUUUAUUUUGCUUUUCCCUAUGUCUAAUUUUCUUUUGCUGCCAUGUAACUCGUGUUGUGCGCAUUCAUAUUAUACUUGAACAUUUUUAUU
Messenger RNA from Neltuma alba, 2242 nucleotides. Its product is annotated as E3 ubiquitin-protein ligase RNF4. The record is from RefSeq and is a predicted model, not a curated record. Gene Ontology annotation, cellular component: SUMO-targeted ubiquitin ligase complex. Gene Ontology annotation, biological process: ubiquitin-dependent protein catabolic process. The transcript has 5 exons. Lineage: Eukaryota; Viridiplantae; Streptophyta; Magnoliopsida; Fabales; Fabaceae. Gene Ontology annotation, molecular function: SUMO-ubiquitin ligase activity; ubiquitin protein ligase activity; SUMO binding. The coding region runs from base 70 to 702 and encodes 210 amino acids.